AUGUCCGCACUGUUCAACUUCCAGUCUCUCCUCCUGGUCAUCCUUCUCAUGAUCUGCACAUGCACGUAUGUACGAGCCGUCGCGCCGCGACUCAUCGACAGGAACAAGGAAGGGUUCCUGGGUCUAUUUUGGAUGUCUGCGCGUGUCGGCGAGCGGCUCUCACCAUGGGUCUCUAUGGCAUGUAUAGCAAUGGCCGUAACGCUGCUUGCGCAAUGA
Fomitopsis serialis is the source of this 216-nucleotide messenger RNA. RefSeq lists its product as uncharacterized. Gene Ontology annotation, biological process: protein secretion; intracellular transport. Bases 1 to 216 code for a protein of 71 amino acids. The record is from RefSeq and is a predicted model, not a curated record. The transcript is spliced from 4 exons. Lineage: Eukaryota; Fungi; Basidiomycota; Agaricomycetes; Polyporales; Fomitopsidaceae.